AUGGCUGUUGAAGACCUCAGUACUUGUAAUAAUAAUGAAAAUAAUAACAUUUCACUGCCAGUUCCAACCAAUGAAGGGUUUUCGGGAUCGGAGAGUCAGCUUUGCGUGCCACAAGACUCCUUGGAGGACAUAGACUGGUUCCCUGAUUUUACUGAUGAAAUCAUCUCUCUUGAUGGCUUUUCCCUAACCCCAGAACACGAAUCCUUCUCUUCUGCUUCAGCAAAUUCCUACGAGGUGCCAGAACUGAAGACUCCUGAAAAUGAACAAACAAUUGCUUUCACCAACAAGAAACAAAGGGGUAAGCGAGAGGGCAAGCGUGGCUAUUGGUCUAUAAAGCAGGAGAUGGAUUCUACUACAAUACCCGACAAUAAAUUAGAAGCCGUUGUUGACGUCGCUGAAUGGAAUCCGUAUGUGAGGCGAAAGUGCAGUCACUGUCUCGCCGAAAACACUCCGCAAUGGAGGAUGGGGCCACUGGGGCCUAAGACGCUGUGCAACGCUUGUGGGGUGCGAUACAAGUCGGGGAGGUUGGUGCCUGAGUACCGGCCUGCUGCAAGCCCCACUUUUGAUACAAUGAAACAUUCCAAUUUUCACAAGAAAAUAUUACGGCGCAGGGCUUUGAGUGGCUAG
Durio zibethinus is the source of this 627-nucleotide messenger RNA. Its product is annotated as GATA transcription factor 4-like. Gene Ontology annotation, biological process: regulation of DNA-templated transcription; cell differentiation. Gene Ontology annotation, cellular component: nucleus. The record is from RefSeq and is a predicted model, not a curated record. Gene Ontology annotation, molecular function: sequence-specific DNA binding; zinc ion binding. NCBI's taxonomy places the organism in Eukaryota, Viridiplantae, Streptophyta, Magnoliopsida, Malvales, Malvaceae.